Messenger RNA from Akanthomyces muscarius, 2040 nucleotides. RefSeq lists its product as uncharacterized. Gene Ontology annotation, molecular function: ATP binding; hydrolase activity; DNA binding. The coding region runs from base 1 to 2040 and encodes 679 amino acids. The record is from RefSeq and is a predicted model, not a curated record. Lineage: Eukaryota; Fungi; Ascomycota; Sordariomycetes; Hypocreales; Cordycipitaceae. The transcript has 2 exons.
AUGCUACGAAACAUUGCCAAAUGUCUGUUGCGCCCCGACGCAGAGACGCGCAACCCCGUCGUUACGGUGCUGGCUCAUCGUAUAGCUCGCGCAUCCACUUCUUCCACCAAACCUCAGAAACCCCAAUUACGAGAUUACCAGCAAGACUGCAUCCGAUCCGUUCUCAGCAGCUUAAAAUCCGGUCACAAACGAGUUGGUAUCUCACUCGCGACCGGAAGCGGUAAAACUAUCAUCUUCACACAGCUCAUUGACAAGAUCCAUGAGCGUGCAGACACUGGUGGCGACCGUACGCUCAUCCUCGCGCACCGCCGCGAGCUGGUCGAGCAGGCGGCGCACCACUGCCGCCUCGCGUACCCGGACAAGACGAUUGAGAUUGAGAUGGGCUCGCUGCAUGCCAGCGGCGCGGCCGACAUCACCAUUGCCAGCGUCAUGAGCAUCACGUCGCGGGACCGCCUGCGCAAGUUUGACCCGGCGCGGUACAAGCUCGUGCUCGUCGACGAGGCGCACCACAUCGUCGCGGCCGGCUACCUGCGCACGCUCAAGCACUUUGGCCUCGACGCCAAGCAGGCCGCCUCGCCUGUGCUCGUCGGCGUGUCGGCCACCUUUUCGCGCUUCGACGGGCUCAAGCUCGGCGCCGCCAUCGACGAGAUUGUCUACCAUCGCGACUACGUCAACAUGAUUGCCGACAAGUGGCUCACCGACGUCGUCUUCACCACGGUCGAGUCCUCGGCCAACCUCUCCAAGGUAAAAAGCGGCGCCUUUGGCGACUUCCAGACCGGCGAGCUCUCGCGCGUCGUCAACACCGAGCAGGUCAACGACGUGACGGUCCGCAGCUGGAUGGCCAAGGCCGGCGCCGACCGCAAGUCGACGCUCGUCUUCUGCGUCGACCUCGCGCACGUGGCCGGCCUCACGGCCACGUUCCGCCGCCACGGCUUCGACGCGCGCUUCGUCACCAGCGACACGCCCCGCGCCCAGCGCGCCGACCUCCUCGCCGCCUUCAAGCGCGGGGCGUUCCCCGUGCUCGUCAACUGCGGCGUCUUCACCGAGGGUACCGACAUCCCCAACGUCGACUGCAUCGUGCUGGCGCGGCCCACGCGCUCCCGCAACCUGCUCGUGCAAAUGAUUGGCCGCGGCAUGCGCCUGCACCCGGGCAAGAAGAACUGCCACGUCCUCGACAUGGUGUCGUCGCUCGACACGGGCAUCGUCACCACCCCGACGCUCUUCGGCCUCGACCCCAACGAGCUCGUCACCGCCGCCUCCGUCGCCCAGAUGCGCCGUCUCCAGCAGAGGCGCGACGCCGACAAGGCCCGCGCCAAGGAGGCCUGGGCCAACGGCGACGGCGGGCCCGCACCCUAUGUCAACCCUGCCGCCGCCGUCACCUUUACCGACUACUCGUCCGUGCUGGACCUCAUCGCCGACACCUCGGGCGAGCGCCACAUCCGCGCCAUCAGCCAGUACGCAUGGGUGCAGGUCGGCCCGGAGCGCUUCGUCCUCUCCGCCCCCAGCGGCUCCUACAUUCGCCUCGAGCGCAUCACCAACUCGAGCAGCAGCAGCAGCAGCAGCAGUCCUCCCUCGUCACUUUCCUCUUCCUCGUCCACACAGCUCCCCACCAAACCGUCGUACCGCGCCGUCGAGAUCCGCGCCUUACCCCCCGGUAGCGGCUCCAAGUCGCCGUACGCCGUCCCGCGGGAGAUUCUCACCGCCGCUACGUUUAACGACGCCGUGCACGGCGCCGACAGCUACGCGGCGCAGGCCUUUCCGCACAGCUUCAUCCACCGCGCGCAGCCGUGGCGCCAGGUUGCGCCGACGCAGGGGCAGCUCGACUACAUCAACAAGCUGCGCGGCGGCCGGGGUAGCGCCCUCGGUGCCAAGGACCUGAACAAGGGCAAGGCCGCCGACAUGAUCACCAAGCUCAAGCAUGGGGCGCGCGGCCAGUUUGCCAAGAUUGAGGCGGAGCAGAGACGGCGCGAGAGGAAGACGUCGGUUUUUGAUGAGAGGCGUCAUCGCGAGCAGGUCCGGGUUGGGCCGGUGAUGAGCUGA